Saccostrea echinata is the source of this 3870-nucleotide messenger RNA. RefSeq lists its product as uncharacterized. The transcript is spliced from 9 exons. Gene Ontology annotation, molecular function: ubiquitin protein ligase activity; protein binding; zinc ion binding. NCBI's taxonomy places the organism in Eukaryota, Metazoa, Mollusca, Bivalvia, Ostreida, Ostreidae. The coding region runs from base 34 to 3870 and encodes 1278 amino acids. Gene Ontology annotation, biological process: signal transduction; protein polyubiquitination; proteasome-mediated ubiquitin-dependent protein catabolic process. The record is from RefSeq and is a predicted model, not a curated record.
ACAGGAUAAAGAUGAAAUAAAUGUCUGCUGUCAAUGAUGUAUAGAUUAGUGUUACAGAAAUCUGUCACAGUGACAGGUGUUAGUUGUGUAUGGCACAUUACCCGUGUAUCCUCAGACCGGGUCUGGAUCAGUGAUGAUUAUAACAAUCUCAUCUUGACAAACACAGCAGGGGAUAAACUACAUUAUCUGACAGAUAUAGCUAGUGGUUAUGGAGGACACACAGUGACUAGAGACGGUGAUUUAAUUUAUAUAGACAGUAGAUAUAACAUCAACAAACUGUCUACAGAUCACAGAGUACAGACUACAUUAAUAAAGUACAACACAGCACCAUGGGAACCACGGUGUGUCUACAGCUCCCCCUCCACUGGAGACCUGCUGGUCGGGAUGUAUAAUACUGAUACAUGGACAGGCCAGGUAAACCGUUACAAUAACACAGGACAACACAUACAGACCAUACAGUACAACAACACAGGUCAGGGACUGUAUAGAUGGCCUCACUACAUCACAGAGAACCACAAUGGAGAUGUUAUUGUGUCUGACUAUGACCGUUAUGCUGUAGUGGUGACAGAUCAUGUAGGAAGAUAUCGCUUCUCCUACACAGGACCUCCAUCAGGAUCAGGACUAUGGCCACUUGGAAUCUGUACUGACGCGCUGUCACACAUCCUGGUGUGUGAUUAUAACACCUACACAGUACAGAUGAUUGACAAGGACGGGCAAUUCCUGUCACAGAUAGAGAGAGAACAACACGGGAUAGACAGACCACAGGGCCUGAGUUAUGAUGAUAGAACUCACUUACUCUGGAUUGGAUCACGGUACAACAACAAAGUAAACAUCUAUAGACUUAAUUAUGGAGACUCUCUGACCGGUCUCCCUCUGGAGAAGUUGGAGUGUAAGAAGCAUCCCAGAGGUACAUUGUCCCAGUUCUGUAUCCCGUGUGAGGUUGCCUUGUGUGAGAUGUGCAUCAAGACCUCUAGUGAUCAUAAAAGACAUGAUGUUAAAGAUGUUGAGAAAUUGUUUUAUGAAAUUCACAAGAGAAAAGAUGGAGAUGCAGUUUUAAUGUGCCUUCUUCUUUGCCAGAACUACGAAAUAAAUCUUAAAGAAAAACAAUGGAUGGAGAAAUAUAAUGCUGUGGCUAAAGUUUUCAAAUUCAAGAAGAUUAAGAAACAAUCUGAUCUUAGCAGUUUGGAAAAGUACAAGCCAAUACUGAAACAUGAUAGUUCAAAAGUCACAUUUUCUCGUGAAUUUUUCAAACACACCAGUUUUCUUAGAUUUGCGAAAAAAUUAGUAUUUAUUGAUAUUUUUCUGGCAUUGGCAAUAAAAGAAAACAUAGCAGAGUACUGUAGAACAUGGGCCUAUCCAAAGAAAGAGGGUGAAGUCUUUUGCUGGUUAUUGCCACAGCAAACUGACCAAUUUAUAAAAAGACUUGGAGAGGAUAUUUGCAGACACCCAACAAUACAGGACCCAACAAUUCAGGAAACUGUAAUUGACAAAUUUGGAAUACCAAUGCAGAUCAUAAUAAGGGGAGAUGACUCAGUGAAGAAUUUCUUGGAGAAUCUGAAAAAAGGGGAGACAACGAUGUACCACGCCUGUGGGAUGUUAGUAGGAUGUGGAGGAAGUGGAAAGUCGACGCUGCUGGGGAGGUUAAAGGACAUCGAUGUGAAGAAAAUUAAGAAACGCACAAGAUCAACCAGAGGCAUAGACGUUCACACCGACGUUUUUGAUGUGUCAGACACAAUCAAAGUGAGUACUUCAAACCAAAAGCAACACUUCAAGGUUGGAAUUGAUGGAACAAGUAAACAUCGAAGGGUUCCUGAACCUCCUGAAGAAUUAUAUGAUGAAAUGAAAGCGAUGGAUUUUGAUGAUCGAGGGGAUAAUGGAGAAGACACUGUUAGCGAAGCCACUAAUGAUGAAGAGAUGUCACAUGACAACAAGGAGAAAGAAAGCGAGUCAUUUAAAGGAGACGAAGCCGCGGCUCCAUUUUUUGAAGAAGCAGAAGGAAAAGUAAAGGAAAGUAAAACUGUUGCUGAGAAUUCAGAAAAUUUAGGAAUUUUACAAGUUUCCAAAAAUGUCUCGGAUGAACCAGAGAAAAAAAUCUCCAUGGUUGACUUUGCGGGACAGUGUUCAUAUUAUUCUUCACAUCAGAUUUUCCUGAGUCCACGUGCAUUCUUCAUUCUGGUGCUCAAUAUGGAGAAAAAAUUUGAUGAAAUGGUUGGAGAAGAAGUUUGUUGUCAGGAACGCUCCAUUUAUAAAGGAUACACACACAGAGAUUAUGUACUGUUCUGGGCUAAGUCCAUUCAUCAAUACAGCAGUGAAAAGGCCCCCAUUUUACUGGUCGGCACCCAUGCUGAAAAAAAGACAGAAAAGGAGAAAGCCGAGUUUUUUCGUGAGGUAUGGAAAACUUUGGAAACGAAAGACAAGUCCCUGCAAGGUCAUCUUGACACAGGGAGGAUGUUUUCAGUAGGAUUUCAUGACAAAAAAUGCAUUAAGAAAAUCAAAAAGGCAAUUGUUGAUGUUGUUCAAAAUCUUGAUCACUGGGGUGAAAGGCUUCCACAAUCAUGGGUGAUGUUUGAAAACUUCUUCCUGGAAAAGAAAAACCUGAAAAUUAUCAAUAGAGGAACACUUAUGGAUUUCAAUGAAGCGUUGCCACUGGACAUAAAAUUAGAGACAGUUGAAGAUAUCAAUACCAUGCUGCAGUUUUUCCAUGAUAUCAGAGAAAUUUUGUAUUUCGAUCAGAAAUUCCUCAGAGAAAUAAUCAUCCUUGAUGUUCAGUGGUUUGCGGAUGCAUUCAAAAAUGUGAUAACUGAUGAAAACCAUGCAAAGGAGGAUCUAUUUGAUUGUGCCUCAGAAUGGGACAAAUUCAAUGAUACUGGAGAACUGAAUGACUCUUUGCUGUCUAGGAUUUGGAAAAUGAACAAUAAUGAAUACCUUGAACACAAAGAUGAUAUUAUGCUGUACUUGGAGAAGCUGGGGCUCCUGGCUAGAAUGAAUGGCGAAAAAUGGUAUGUUCCUUGUAUGAACAAAAUUCCAUUUCCUGUUGAUGCGUUUUCAUCAUAUCCUGCCUCAUCCAUUCUCUGCUACAUGUUCGAUGUUCUUCCAGCUGGAAUUUUCCACCGCCUUGUAGCAACUUGCAUGCAGAAUCCUUCAAGGAUUUUUUCCUUUGGAGACCAAGGAUGCAUAUACCAGACUGCUGCUAAGUUCAUGUAUCAGGACCGCCACCAUAAUAUUCUGAUCGGAAUGACCCAGACAGAAAUUCAAUUGCAGGUGUUCGUUGUAGAGGGAGAUAUCGAUGUUUCAACAUGCCACCAAAUAAGAGAAAUACUUGAGAGUGUGUUACACGAUCUUUCAAACACAUUCCAGGAAAACUCUGAAUUCCACGUUGCGUUCAAAUGUAAACCUGCUGGAUUUUGUGACAGCAGAGAGAGUGCUGUCCUAAGUGAAUCAGAGUUUUCUCGAGCAACUUUUCAGUGUCCUUCCUGUAAACAAAAGAACAUUCAUAUUAUCAAUACAAGAGACAUCACAAAAUAUUGGAAACAGGAACAGCAACAGAAGAAUUUGGACGAGGAGGGAAGACUUCUUAGUCCAGUUGAUUCUUUAGAACGAAGACCAACAGACAAAGAACUGAUGACGGUCAGUGGACAAAUUGGAACCAUUUUCCAAAUAGGGAUUUGUCUUGGCCUAGACAACGCUACAAUCCAACAAAUAAGGAUUGAUUACCAGAAUCACGGUGUGAAGAUACAGGUGUUCCAAAUACUUUGUGAGUGGAAAAGGAAGGAGGGGGGGCAAGCGAGUGUGAAGAAGCUCCUUGCUGCAAUCAAAGAAUUCAAAGACGAAGUCGAUUUUGAGGGAAUAGAAAGGGUUAUUAACACGUGA